CUCUGGUAAAGUCUUUCACUUGACCACUCCCUGUUACUCUGUUUGAAAUAAUUUUAGGCUCUGUGCAGCUUGCACCACAAGCACACUGCUCUGGGGUUGGAUUUUCUGUAGAAUUGAAAGCUACAGCUGAGUCAGACAAAAUGAUACUAGUGCUGUCCAGUGCUACGUGCUAUGCCAGUGUAACACCUAUUAAACAUUGCAACUAACUUCUCUUUUUGAUAUGACUGCAUUUGUACUUUUUGCAGACACUGCAACCUAUUAGAAUUUGUGUAGAAACAUUUGUUUGUAUUUUAUAUACAGGUAUGUUUACUGUGUGCUAAAAAGUGUGCUAAAAAACAAAAUCUCCAUGCUGUGCCUAAACUCAUUGCAUACGGUACUAAGAAUUGGAAGUAUUUAUCGUAGCCUAAGGUGCUUGUAUUUGUAUUAGUACUAUAUGCUGCUUUGUAAUCCUAUUGCAGUCCAUGCUGCCAACUUGCUUAGUGGCGGUAUAAUGGACAAAGCGUGCAAUUCUUUCCUUCAACUAGCAAAAUGUCCGAUUGCCACCUCUAGUGAAGACAAUGUAAUUGGCAAAUGUAGAAAUUAAGUUCUAGCAAGACAUACCCACAGAAGAAUUGCAUGUAGCACUUCAGAGAAAGUUUGGCGAAAUUCAAAUUAGCUACAGUUGUUUGCAAAGUUUAUCAAGGAUGUGAUUUAUAUUCUGUUGAAAGAAGCAAGCUGUGAUUGCAAAGUUUGACUUUCUCAUUGGAAUCAAUUUGAAGGCUGCACAAGAAAACACAGUACUUAGAGACUGCUGGCAUCAAUGUCUCAAACAACAUUGAUAGCAGUAUGUGCAUGUGAGUGAAUUAGUUUAAGCUUCUUUGUGAAAUAGUGUACAAACGCACAACUGUCAUGUACUCUGAAUAUGGUGUCACAACUUUAAUUUGUGGGAUACCAUUGCUUACACAGGCGUACUCUGACCAGACCUCUCAACUUUUUUUUGCACCAAAUCUUGAGACUGUCUUUAGUAAAUGACCACACUCAUCAAACGUGUCCAAAGUGGGCAUUGUUUGCAUGUUGGCCUUGCUUUACGUUUCUGUACAGGUGCUAAGGCUUUGCCUCGAACUUCCAAGUGUUACUUUUACUGCAGUUAGCUACCCUGCCCGGAUAACCCAGAUCCAAGUAAGCAGAGCCGUAUAUGAGAGUCUAGUUCAAAGAAUCCGCAAUGUCCUGAAAGACGAGGCUACACAAAGAGACUGUCAGAGUGUCUCACCGUAGGCUUGUUGGGAGAAAGGACUGGCAAUCGUGAGAUCGUGAGACAUGCCUGUAAAAUGUGAGUUUCUUGGUAAAAUCGUGAAAGUUGAGAGGUCUGUCUGACUGUGUCACAUAACCUCUCCUAGAUUAGGGACAUACUGUUAAACCUUAAGGUGUGUCUAUAUGGCAGUCUCUAAAUGUCUACUGGUUCUUACAACUGUUUUACAUUAAGUGGGUACUCGCAAGUUUUCACAUUAUGUAGGUUUUUGUGCUUCUUGAACAAAGUUUUUAUGAGAUUUGUUGCCUAAGGUAGCUAUGUAGAGUCAAUCUUUGUUUGCAAUGCCAUGCAGCACAUAGAUAUAAAUGUUGUACAAGAUGCUACUAAUUCUACAGUAUGUACAGUGUAUAACAUUGUGUCAUACUGUGGCUGUUAAUUAAGGAGUAUGAAGCAUUUUAUUAUGUAAAAUUCAGCAAGUAUCCGAAGAUUACCAGGAAAGUUAUGUCUGAAGAAGAUGGAGGAACAAAGGGUGGUCUUCCACCAAGACCAAGAAGAAAUGACACUAAGCAGGGCAGUAAUCCAUUGCUACCAAAAAUACCAAAUCCACCUGUUGCUCAUCGGCGUCUCAGUGUGGGCAGUAGCUGCAGCACCACAAGCAGUGGCCCAUCUUUAUCAGGACAUGUAAAGAAGAAAGCUAGCAGUGCAGGAAAAGUGCAGGAGAAAAGAAAAGAAACUGAUUGUUUUGAUAAUAAACCAGUUGAUCUUUCCUCCCUGAACUUGGCUGGAACCUCAAUAAGGCAAAUCACUACUCCUAUCAAUGCGUCUUCUAAAGGGAUGGUUGUAAAUAUGAGAGAGAUGUUGAAUUCUGCUGUAUUAGGUGAAACACAGAAGGCGUUGGGAGAUGGAAGGUUGAUGAAGCCAAUUGCAGCAUUUGCUGGGGAUGAUGUUGAGACUAGGGAACUUGCCGCUGUGAUAAGCAGGGAUAUUUACCUUGAAAAUCCAGAUGUUCGGUGGAACGAUAUCAUUGGUCUUGGUGAAGCUAAGAGGCUUGUAAAAGAAGCAGUUGUAUAUCCUAUAAAGGUGUGUAUAAUGGUCAGUUUACAGUGA
This is a messenger RNA of Corticium candelabrum, 2335 nucleotides long. RefSeq names its product katanin p60 ATPase-containing subunit A-like 2. The transcript has 7 exons. Bases 1730 to 2335 code for a protein of 201 amino acids. The record is from RefSeq and is a predicted model, not a curated record. Gene Ontology annotation, molecular function: ATP hydrolysis activity. Lineage: Eukaryota; Metazoa; Porifera; Homoscleromorpha; Homosclerophorida; Plakinidae.